This is a messenger RNA of Sabethes cyaneus, 1047 nucleotides long. RefSeq names its product alpha-tocopherol transfer protein-like. The coding region runs from base 1 to 1047 and encodes 348 amino acids. Gene Ontology annotation, molecular function: phosphatidylinositol bisphosphate binding. The record is from RefSeq and is a predicted model, not a curated record. The transcript has 4 exons. Lineage: Eukaryota; Metazoa; Arthropoda; Insecta; Diptera; Culicidae. Gene Ontology annotation, cellular component: membrane.
AUGGGAUUGUUUGGCUGGUUCGACACUACCAUGCCCGAGAUAGCAGUACUGCAGCCUUCAACGACGCUACCGGCUUCUAACAGCGGUGGUGGCAAGAUCACGUUGAAGUGUAAAUCAUUAGCGGAAACAAACGUAGGGCAGCCCAAGAAGCCGCUGUUCGCCGAUGAUGAGAAAAAAACAGCCAAGAUCAAUGAGCUAAGGGCGCUGGUUGAAAACUGCGAUGACUUUGUACGCCGAAGUGAUGAUCUGUUUCUGAGCCGGUUCUUGAUUUGCUGCGAUUGGGAUGUUCAGGAAGCGUUCCAACGAAUGGUUAAGCUGUUCAAAUUGAAGCAUGACAAUCCCGAAUGGUUCAUCAAUGAGCCACUAAACAGUUACAAACACAUAUUGAAACGCAACGUAAAGUUCGUUCUGGACAAACGUGACAAAAACGGACGGCGCAUCUUUGUCACCAAAAUGUGCAACAUGAACAUCAACGAGUCGUCCGCGACGGAUCUGGCCCAUCUGGAUGAGCUGUGGUGUGAGUUUAUGUUGAACGAUCUGGAAACGCAACAGAACGGCAUCGCUUGUCUUCUCGAUAUGAGUGGAUUUUCCAUUAAAAGUUUGCGUUAUUUGACUCCUUCCAAUAUCAAAAUCGGAACGCAGAAAGCUGAUCUACUGCCAGUGAAACAUAUGGAGUUCCAUGUUGUUAAUUCGUCGGCUUUCUUGAAUACUGCUGUGGCGAUUUUGUACCCGGUGCUAAGUAAACAAAUUAAGGAUAAGGUCCAUUUUCAUUACUCUGAUUGGGAUUCACUGCAUGCCGCACUAGGAAAGGAGGCUCUUCCCGCAGUAUACGGCGGAACGAACGGAACCGAUCUUGAUUGCGAAUCUCUGAACAAUCAGUUAUUACAAUUGGAAGAUCAUUACAAUAGUCUAGUAAGGUUUGGCUACGAACUCAAACCGCAUGUAGAUUCAAGUAAAUACGCUAAGUAUUUCCAUAACAUUGAUGUGGCGAAACGUAAUAAGAAGCACAGAAGAAGUAGGAUAGAGAGCGAAGUAGUUGAACAAUAA